This is a messenger RNA of Agrilus planipennis (emerald ash borer), 3653 nucleotides long. RefSeq names its product lysocardiolipin acyltransferase 1-like. Gene Ontology annotation, cellular component: endomembrane system. Lineage: Eukaryota; Metazoa; Arthropoda; Insecta; Coleoptera; Buprestidae. The coding region runs from base 2161 to 3273 and encodes 370 amino acids. The record is from RefSeq and is a predicted model, not a curated record. Gene Ontology annotation, molecular function: acyltransferase activity. The transcript is spliced from 6 exons.
GUGUAUUUUACACAAUUCAGUUGUUACUAUAAAGUUUUCUUAUAUGUGUAAGUGAAUUCUAUGUGCCAAAUUAAUUAGAAUUUGUCAUUUAAAAAUUAUUGACGUUAAAAUUAGCGUUUAAAAUAGUAUUACAAUUACACUUUGCAUGAGUACAUAUAUAUAUAUUUGAUGUAUAUUUAUCAAAGGUAAAAGCUAUAACACAAUAAUCAACCAUUUACCUUAGACACACGGUAUUUUAUCGAGAUCUAUCUUUGUGUUUUUAAUCCAAUUUUCGUAAAAGUACCUAACUCCAGUUUAAGUAGUUCAUAAUAUCAAAUAAUCAUGGUAUAGUUAUUAUUAUUGUCUGCUUCGAAAUAAUGCUUAAUCAAUAAUCAUGUUUAGCAACUUUUUAAUAAUAUAAAGUUUAAAAAAAUGUUUAAAAUUAAAUUUUGUGCUUCUUAGUCCAUGUUUUUCAUACUCUUGACGUUUUGAACUAUAAAUGUUGAUAAUAAAAAAGAAGGUAUUUCACUUCUAGAUGCUCGAAUUUUAAAAAAAAAAAGUUGUAGUGCUCAGGAUAGUGUAUUUUAUGAUAGCUAUUAAACAAUAUGUAAUUCGUAUCAGUGUUUUCCACAAUAAUAAUUAAUAGAAUUAAUUGUCGCUAUCAAUGUUUUUAGCCAUUUCUCAAAUACAUAUUGCAUAGAAUAGUACGUAAAUGAAUGUUUUCGAUGUUAUUAUUCAAACCAUAAUAUCAGUGUGUUGUUAGUAUUUAUUACGUGAACACAUAUACCAUCUGAAAAUUGGAUUAUAAAGUUAUCCUUGUCGAACUAAUUAAUUAAUAUUCCACUAAACCAAAACAAGAGUGCGCCUAAAUCACCUAAGCAAAUUGUAUUUUAUUCACCUAAAAUAUACUCAUGUACUAAUGUAUUGUAGAGAAACGCCUAUAUUUUUCGUCACUUAAUAUAUCUUUUGACAAAUUCGUUGAUUAAAAUUUGUUUCAAUAAUUUAAAAAAAAUAAAAAUGAAGCAAAAAGUUGUCAAAUGUGAUGCCGUCAUUUUCAUCAAUCCCUUAAAAAUUAUAUUACGUAAAUACGAAACAAAAAGCUCAUUAGAAAGUUAAUCACACAUUUACACUGAACAACAUCUGUAACGGCCACUCAUAUAUAUUUAGAUAUAUAUGUAUUUAUAUGUACCUGUGUGUGUAAUGUACAACAGCAUGUAAUAAAUAAAAAAAUAGGCAAAUCCACAUUCACUAGUAAUUGACAUGGGUAUUAUGAUCAUCAUACAAAAAAAAUGAUUAUUCUCCAGACCACUUUAUUACAAUAAAAAUAAAUACAUAAUUGUGAUAUAUACAUAUAUUGACGUUAAAUAAAAUUUUACUUUGAGUGGAUGCUAACUGUGUUGUUUUAUUGUCUUUUGAUAAACCAGUAUGCUACUUUUAAAACCCACGCCUUCAAUACAAUUUUUUUAUUUGAUAGAGUUAUUAACAACAGCAGGAUUCUUUGUUGCAUUUAUUAAAUUUUGGUGAAAACCGCAUUAAAAUCGGUUCAAAAAUAACAAAGUUCUCCGUUUAAAAGUUUUUGUGCUUUAAAGGUUUUGUACUAUGAAUGAACCUUAGCGCCAGGAAGACCGGAAGUUAUUUUACAACUGCAUUCCAGACCACACCUACGCAUAGAACCGGUGCAUCUGACCUAAUUUCUCAUUGGCUCUUAAAAUGCCGCGUAAAGCGGUAUCCAAUUAGAUAGCUAGAACUGUUUUAACAAUUCUAUUCUACGGACGAUAGUUAGUCACCCUCGAUGCGUUGUAAGGUGUACAUCGUUCCAUUAAAAUUCUCGCUAAAACUACGUACCUGAAAUUAAUUUUUGAUAAAGAAAUGUUAUUAUACUUAAGGUUUAUUGUAAAAUCCCACACAUGCUUCAAAAACAAUUUUGCUGUAUAAUAAAAAUUAGACCAAUACCAUUCUUUUCGUGUAAGCAUUUAGAAUGCAAUUUCUUUUAGGUAAUACAAAUUAUCAGUACAUUGUUCUACCCACUGUAAUUUAUUGACAAUUGUUAAUCAUUCACUACUGUGUCAUACAUUUAUUUACAGUCGCAUUUUUAACUUCCUAAUUCUUAAUUUAUCUUUAUUUUGUCGUUUUAAAAAAAAGGAAUUUCUAAAUAAAUAAAACGUCCAUAUUAUUUAUCUAAUGAAUUGCAUUAUACCUAUAGCUUGUGGUGCCUUAUUGUAUACCAGCGUGAUUGCAGGGUAUACUGGCCUUUUUUGCCCUUUACUACCCUUGCUGUUCAUUUCAAAUCGUUUAUAUAGAUAUGUAACAGAUACAAUAUUUUCAUUCUGGCAAUUAUACCCAGCAGCCUUAGUGGAAAUAGUUUGUAGAACUAAAGUGGAAGUUUAUGGGGAUUUAAUAACAGCCGGUAAAAAUAAUGUGCUCUUUAUGAAUCAUCGCACGAGAGUAGAAUGCGUUUAUAUUUGGGCAGCCAUGUUUCAUUGCACAAAAGGCCCUGGAAAAUACAAUUAUCCGGUUCGAUUUCUCUUAAAAGAUAUUUUACGACAUUUGCCUGGGCCUGGUUGGAUUACUCAGCUAAUGUGUUUUUUAUAUUUAAAGAGGGAAUGGAAUUGGGAUGAAAAAAAUCUCAAUAAAAUGAUAUCGUACUUUUGUGACAUGUCUUACAAAACUUCUCUGUUUCUUUUCCCUGAAGGUGCCAUUUUUAGGCCCGAAAGCAUGAAAGCAAGCAAUAAAUAUGCAGAAAAAAACAAUCUGCCGAAAUAUGAUUGCGUUAUGCACCCUAAAACAACUGGUUUUGCUUAUAUAAUUAAUUAUCUCGUAUCAAGGGAUAGUUUAGAUGCUGUUUAUGACGUCACUUCUGUCUAUCCUGACUGCAUCCCUCAGACCGAGUUUAUGUUACUUUCCGGAGAUGUUCCAAAGAAAACCAUUUUCUUUAUAAAAAAGUAUUCCAGAUCAGAACUGCCAACUACAGAACAAGGUUUAAGAUCGUUUUUAGAAAAUUGUUGGGCAGAAAAAGAAAACGCUAUCAAAAAGUUUUAUUAUGAAAGACAACUUCCAGAAGGCAAACUUCACCGACGAUUUAAUUGGCAAAUAUUAUACGUAGCGUUAGUUUUUUGGACACUUGUACCUUUCAUAAUUCUCUAUUAUGUAUACAGCUCCAAAUGGUUUAGAUUUUUAAUACUUUUACAAACAAUUUUUAUGUUAAUUUUAAACUAUGUAUGUGGAUAUGGUUUUCAAGAAUUCGAAGUUAACAUAUUUUUAUUGAAGAAACGUAUUUUUGGAAGAGGAUUUUAAUGUCUACUAAUUAAAUCCUUUUUUAUAAAUACACUAAUUUCAGAAAAACCACAUCAAUUCUUUUAUCUACAAAACUGUUAUGAUAAAACCAUUCACAGUUUAUUAAGAACACCCUGUACAUAACAAUCUGUUUAUUAUGAUUUGCACAGCUUGGCGACUGUAGACACUAUCUACAUUACGAUUUUAUCUCUAUAACUUGUCGUCUCUAUGGUAAUACCAUGGAGAUUAAAAAGAUGUUUUGUAACCAUAGAUUAAUUCGUAACCUAUGAAAAGUGCGACGAUAUCAACAAAUUAAAGUAAUAGUUUUAUCUAAAAUUGUAAUAGAACUCAAGACAAAAUUAAUUAAAAUGCAUUAACUCACUCAAGAAAAAAUGAAUCGA